AUGGAGGAGCGCCAAGUUCGCGAUCCUCCGACAGAUAUUCAUGCGCCAUCCUCCGUUCAACCCGCCGGAUUCCGUUCCAGUGUGAAACCCUCCGGUAGCGCAGCAAAGUCGCCCUUUGCGACAUCCAACCUACGUCGCGCGAACACAGUAGCACAAGGGGGAGGGAACAUCUCGAAGAUCAAUUUGGAAUCACCGGCGGUGGCCAGCGAGAAACUCGUAGAGGUCUCGCAGCUGCGUAGUAGGGACAGCCAUGAGCUUCUUCAGAAAUCCCUGUCGCCCAAGCGGUCACUCACGCAGCGUGGUCCGCGGGAGGCACCGGCGAAUGGCAGGGGUGGAUCGCAUUUCACCGUGGGUAGCGUCGGUCAGAACGGGAGAAUAUUUCUUAGACCGAUUCGAAACCCAUCCAUAAAAGAACUUCGUGCACAACAACAGCAACAACAACCCUUCUCGUCCUCGACAGACCCGUCGCAGACUGAGCGCCUACAUCCGAAUACUGCGCACAGUGGUGGCCAAGGUGCCAAUGAUUCCGCUCGUUGGUCCAACUCACAGUUGUCCGAAUUACAGCCGGACGUGACUCGAGAAGAGAGCGUGGUCGAUGAUGGCGAGUCGGUCGUCACGGAAUCAGCACGAUCUGAAUACCGCCAGCGCCAACGACCGCAUUCCUUCUCCACUAUCUCGGAACAUCAGUCUACCUCGAGCAUCAGACCUCGUGGGGAAUAUCACCGCAUCGUCAUUGACAGGCCGGAUGAUCGACGGAGGAGCGACAUUGCAGAGGAGCCUUCUGCCUUCCCAACAUUGGAGGUUUCCAUCCCCAAUUACCGGUUGGGUCUGCCGCAGUUCAAUAACACUGGAAGCCCACCCCUGCAGAGCUCGUGUGGAUCGACCCAGGACCACUUUCGCGCAUCACCUCUUCUUGGCGAAAAUCUGAAUAGUCAUCCGUUGUCCAAUGUCUUGAGUGAUUCUGUGGUACCAGAGAGACCGUCGUUCGUUUCCUCUAUCUUGUCCGGUACUGGUGUAGAAUUGAGCCCAGGUCCCAUGGCGACGGAAGUCCCCAUAUUCUACGAGAUGAAGGAGCCCAUCGAACCUUCUGUCUUCGAAGCCCUAGUUUCAGACAUGGACGACGAAUCAGUAGUUCGAUAUAUCUCUGGCACGAGGGAGCUCAGCGCCGCAACUCCCGCGCGCAUUGUUGCGCAAAUCUCGUCAGAGUCUUUCAUGGACUAUGAGCUCGUCUCAGACUUCUUCCUCACCUAUCGUUCCUACCUUUCUCCCAGUCACCUUCUCCGCCUCUUACUUGCUCGACUACAGUGGGCAAUCAACCGCUGGCAAGAUGACGGACGGAUCAUUCGUAUCCGCACGUUUGCGGCGCUCCGCCAUUGGAUUCUUAACUAUUUCGCCGACGAUUUCACAGAGGACUAUGAGCUCCGGGUUUAUUUUUGCGAGAUCAUCAACCUGCUAUACAACGAUGUUAGAUCCCGGGAAAAUGGUGGAACAAGCGACUUGAAGAUCCUCAUUGAUCUUAAGCGUUGCUGGCAUGGCAAGUGCGCCAUGUUCUGGGAUGCGCCGGAACUCUCGUCCGCAUAUUACCUCCAGGAUAGCCCUGUUGUUCCGGGGGAUUCCAAUGAAACCGUACAUGGCGAUCAGGGUGAACCCGCUCAACACUUCGGCCAGCCUGAAUUAGCCUUGAGCACAGGUGACGAUGGUGCUUACCUGGUCAACGUGAAUGCUGGUCAAGAACCUGCUUCCACCCAGCAUUAUCGAAAACACUCAGGAACCACGAAUCAAAGCGUCCCGGUAACCGUCCAGAGUGAUGACCACUGUCUUGCGACUUCCUGCUCAUUCCCACCCAAAUCCCACAGACGCCCUUCGAACCCUCCUCCUAAGACAGCGCCACAUCCUGUACCUCUGUCGCCAGCAAAAUACACCUACACUACUCAACCGCCCAAGUCGUCAGCAGCGGCUUCUUCGAAACGUCGUCCAUUUUAUAACCAUGCCCACAAGCGCAGUGGGAGCUUCUCUGAUUCUGUUCGGGAUGAUCGCGCCCCGUUGCCAUUGCUUAAACUUGACCAAUGGGGCAUCGGUUUGCAAGAGGCCCUAGACCCUGCAGGCUUGAUUCGAGGGACCUUGUAUCCUCCCGCCGAAUCCUACAUGACCAUGAUGGCACCCCCAUCACCGCCACUCCCGUUGGGCUCUGUCACUCCUGCUCUGGAGCGUCAAAGUACGACCGAUGGGACGUCCAAACCAACAACCUCAGGAUCGGGUGUCAAGACCAUUAUCGGAUCCAUCCGCAGAGCGAUAAACGGAGCAAAACAUGGUAGCCAGAGUAUCUCACGACAUACUCGCGCAUACUCAGGGUCACCCUUGCGAGGGAAGACGUCGACCCUUCCGAAUAACGUGGCUUUCGGAUCAGACUACUACCGGGAUCGGAAGACGAGCGCACAGGCCAAGAAACUGACACGAAUCGAUACCCUCUGCGAUGAAGUGUUGAGGCAGUACCGUCAAGUUAUUGCGGAGCAGGAAGACACUAAACAAGAUACGUUGCAACAAGAAGCUUUUACGCCUCGUCUGCAAGUACCUCCAUCGAGGAUUGGCUCGCAGGCCAGGUCACGAAGCGGGUUGACGAUGGGGAGUGAAUCAAUUGUUAUUGUGGAUGAUACAGGCUUGGACAUACCGAUGGUCACGGGGGCUAACGGAGAACCAAUUGUUGAUUUUGAGCGCUCCCCGGGUUUCUUUAACGCAGGGAACGGUAUUGCAACUCCAAAGACGAACUCUUUGCGUGUCCCGUCUACUCGUGGGGACGAUGGAUAUUCCCUGCGAAUCUUUUACGACGACAGCAUCCCAUCGGGAACAUUGCAACAGCCGCCCAAGACAUUUUACAAUGAUUCUGACUCGUCCGCCUCGCGGAGGUCGAUUUCCAUCGGACAUGCAUCAUCGUUCCGCAAGAGGACAUCACCCUCGCUUCGCCUCCGGAAGUACGCGUCUUUUCAAAGUAUCAUCUCGAGGCGUCGUCCCGCUACAAGUGCGAACGGCGAGCCAGUCCCGCUAGUUGCCGACUUGAGCGUUCUCCAGGAUGAACCGGAGACGCCUACAGGCCCAAUUUUACGUAGACGCCCUGGCGGUGAUCUGCGUAAGAUGCAGAACGGCAAAAACCGAUUGUCCUACCUUAGGUCAAGAUCAGCCAUCUCCGUUGCUGAGAGCGAUCUCACUGCUGCUUCUGCUCGAGAUGUGCAAUCGAGGCGACCAACUACUCUUAUUCCGCCUAACCCGCGGUACUCCCUUGUCCAGACAAACUCGAGCCAGGAUGUAAGGCGUUCGUUUGAGGCGGCGAUUGCCAAGUUUGCACAGAUCCCUGACGAAGAUGACGGAGGCGUGGAGUCGACGUUGCUGAAGUUGGAGGGCAAGUGGGAUGAGCCUGAGACUCCGAAGGCUGAGGGGGAGGGGUCUUCGUCUGCGUCUCAUCAUCGCAAUGUACCUCUCGUGGUACGACAGAACGGCAGUGAUGAUGGCUUUCAGAGACGGCCUACUUAUCUUGCUGACCCCUUGACGUAUUCGCAAGUUCGGGAGAAGAUACGUCCAAUGCGACCUUACUCGGACUCUGUUGCAGAAUCGGAAGAGUCAUUCUCCUCUAUACCCUUGCUCGAGCGUGGACUGAGCGAUGAAUCGAUGAAAAAACCUCCCGCGCUGACUCGUGUUGCUACUAAUCCCGCGGGAACACCGCGUAUCAGUCGUACUGAUACCUCUGAUUGGGACUCAUCGCGGCCCUCGAUGCACGUCGUUAACAGAACUGAAAGUAUCAACCGUAUUCCUCGGGGCUCAACAGUGCCUAUUCCUAGACCUCUUGCGCCUCGAGAUCGGACUCGGCUUUCUGAAUUAUCCCUUGAUAUCAUUGAUCGCCGUGAGCUAUUGGAGGGCCGUCCUUCUACGGAUUCCGCUAGGCUGAGUAGGUCGUCGUAUGGGAUCCCGCCUCACCCUCUUGCUCAACCUCCGUCUCCUCCGAUGACUAUCCAGAACCCGCGUUCUGUUACUUCUUGGGCCACGCCGUUGGACCCUGUCAUUGUCCAGGCUCAGCCACUUACACCUGAUCCGUCUCCCAGCCGCAGGGGGGAUCCAGAACCGGGUCCUUCUCGAUCCAUCGGUAUGCAACAGGAUGUGCUAUCGAGAUCCGAGCAUGGUCAACAACAAACAAGGCUCGGUGCCGCACCUGAUGUGGACCACGUGCCUUUCAUCCUCGCCUGUGAAUCGCAGCUCCUUGCUCAGCAGUUAACACUGGUGGAGAUGGCAGCCCUGAGCGAGAUCGACUGGCGCGACCUCGUCGAAAUGCGCUGGAGCAGCGGCUCUUCAACAAACCUGAGCUGGGUACAGUUCCUGACUUCCGAAAACCACCGCGGCAUCGAUCUAGUGGUAGGCCGUUUCAAUCUGAUGGUAAAAUGGGUUCUUUCGGAGAUUGUCCUCACCCGGGAUAUCCAUGAACGUGUUCAAACUAUCAGCAAGUUCAUUCAUGUCGCGGUGCAUGCGAAGCGGAUGUGCAAUUACGCUACCAUGCUUCAGAUCGCUAUCGCGCUUUCGUCGAUUAAUUGUGCCCGGUUGGAAAAGACCUGGUCACUCGUCUCGCCUGAGGAUAAGCGGUUACUGAAAGACAUGGAAGCGCUCAUCCAGCCUGUCCGCAAUUUCCACGAUCUCCGUGUUGAGAUGGAGACUGCAAAUCUGCAGGAGGGCUGCAUUCCUUUUGUUGGUCUCUAUAUCCACGACCUUAAUUACAACUCGCAGAAGCCCGCGCAAGUUACCACGCAAGCUGGUGAGCCGUUGAUCAACUUCGAGAGACAUCGCACAACCGCGAGGAUUGUGAAGAAUCUGCUGCGGUUGAUUGACGCGAGUACAAAAUAUGCGUUUGAGCCUGUGCAGGGUGUUAUUGAACGGUGUCUUUGGAUUGCGUCGUUGGAUGAGGAGGGAAUCCAGAUGCGGAGUCGGGACCUUGAUUGA
Aspergillus ruber CBS 135680 is the source of this 4977-nucleotide messenger RNA. RefSeq names its product mitotic regulator LTE1. Gene Ontology annotation, biological process: Ras protein signal transduction; positive regulation of GTPase activity. Gene Ontology annotation, cellular component: plasma membrane. Lineage: Eukaryota; Fungi; Ascomycota; Eurotiomycetes; Eurotiales; Aspergillaceae. The transcript is spliced from 2 exons. Gene Ontology annotation, molecular function: guanyl-nucleotide exchange factor activity. The record is from RefSeq and is a predicted model, not a curated record. Bases 1 to 4977 code for a protein of 1658 amino acids.